Messenger RNA from Medioppia subpectinata, 1007 nucleotides. NCBI's taxonomy places the organism in Eukaryota, Metazoa, Arthropoda, Arachnida, Sarcoptiformes, Oppiidae. The record is from the annotation of a GenBank genome assembly.
AUGGAUUGGAUUGAAAGUUGAUGUAAUGUUUACACGUGUUAUAGCAUUGAUUGUGAAUCAAAUCAAUUGAUGUCUUAAUUAUGAUAUCUUGAAGACAUUAGUGGACAUGAAUUACCCCGAAGAGCAGUCCAACGAAUUGGAGGCCUUGGAGGCCAUCUAUACGAAUGAAUUGACCGUGAUAAGUCGGACGCCAUAUCACAAGUUUACGAUUGACGUCAAGUCUGAUCCACAGAUGAUGAGAGACGACUCGAACGAUGAGACCGUUUGCGACACUAUAUACGCGGCGACCAUUCAAUUCAAAUUUCCGGACACUUAUCCCGAUUGUGUGCCGGAGAUAGAGAUCCCGGAAUCGGACAAUUUGGACGACUCGGACGAACGGGAACUGUUGGAACUGCUAGAGACUGAAGCGGCCAAUGGGUUAGGAAUGGUAAUGACGUUUACUCUGGUUUCGGUGGCCAUCGAUUGGAUCAAUCGUAUGUCCGACAAGAAGGCGACGGAACUGAAGGACACGAUUGACCGCAAGCGACGCGCGGAGGAAGAGGCGGAGCACAAGAAGUUUGAGGGAACUAUAGUUACGGUCGAGACGUUUAUGACAUGGAAAGCAAAGUAUGACGAAGAGUUGCGGGCGUUGGACAAGACGUUCAAAGCCCGACAGGAGUUGAGUAAACGCCUGACGGGUAAGCAGUUGUUCAUCAAUCACGAGGUGGACAUCGACUCAGACCUUCGCCUCCUCGACGAAGGAGACCAAGACAUCGAUAUCGAUGUCAAAGUAGAUGAGAGUCUCUUCCAAGACAUGGAUGAGUUGGAUUUGGACGAAGAUGUGGAGAACGAGCGGUGAUGGACACCAAUAUUUGUUGCAAUCAUUUGAUAUAAUAUAUAUUUAUUGUUUACAAUUAAUUCUAAUAAAAUUGAUAGUUAAUUGAAAUGUACCGUUGAUUUAGUUGUUGUAUUGUAGAUAAGUUUGUUUUAUACCAAAUGAAGUUCUGUUAAGUAAUGAUAGCCAAAGA